This is a messenger RNA of Aethalodelphis obliquidens (Pacific white-sided dolphin), 7891 nucleotides long. RefSeq names its product VPS9 domain containing 1 (gene VPS9D1). The record is from RefSeq and is a predicted model, not a curated record. NCBI's taxonomy places the organism in Eukaryota, Metazoa, Chordata, Mammalia, Artiodactyla, Delphinidae. Gene Ontology annotation, molecular function: small GTPase binding; guanyl-nucleotide exchange factor activity. Gene Ontology annotation, cellular component: endocytic vesicle; cytosol. The coding region runs from base 1 to 1965 and encodes 654 amino acids. Gene Ontology annotation, biological process: vesicle-mediated transport. The transcript has 17 exons.
AUGGCCGCUGCGGUCGGGGACGGCGCGGUGAAACCGCUUCAAUGCGCCAUGAAGCUGGCCAACGGGGCCAUCGAGCUGGACACCGGCAACCGGCCCCGGGAGGCAUAUACAGAAUACCUGAGGAGCGUCCACUACAUCUCCCAGGUGCUGCUAGAAGAAGUGGAGACCUCCAAAGAAGCUGGGGAGACUGUGACCCCUGACACCUCGAAGAUGCUGAAGCUGGCUGAGCAGUGUCUGGAGAGGGCCCAGUCGACAGCUGCCAAACUUGGGAAAACAUGCCUGAGGCCAGCCAUGCCUGUGGCUGCCCCCGUCCCCUCUCCUACCAGCCGACACCGCCGGGUGUACUCAGAUGAGGGAGGGAAGCUCUCUCCAUUUCUGCCGCCUGAGAUCUUCCAGAAGCUUCAGGCUGUAGAGUCACAAAGCUCUAAGAAGGAGCUGACACCCCUGGAGGAGGCCUCCCUGCAGAAUCAGAAGCUGAAGGCUGCCUAUGAGGCCCGGAUGGCCCGUCUGGACCCCAGCCAGGCCAUGCAGAAGACAUCCCUGACCCUGUCCCUGCAGCGGCAGAUGAUGGAGAACCUGGUGAUCGCUAAAGCCCGGGAGAAGACACUGCAGAGGAAGAUGGAGGAGCGCCGGCUGCGACUCCAGGAGGCCGCCAACAGGAGGUUCUGCAGCCAGGUUGCCCUGACCCCCGAGGACCGGGAGCAGCGGGCCCUCUACGCCGCCAUCCUCGAGUACGAGCAAGACCACGACUGGCCAAAGCGCUGGAAGGCCAAGCUCAAGAGGAGCCCAGGGGACCUGUCCCUGGUGACCAGCCUGGUCUCCCACCUGCUCAGCGUCCCCGACCACCCCAUCUCACAGCUCCUGAAGAAGCUCCAGUGCGCUGUGUACCGGGCGCUGUACCCCAUCGUGAGCAGGGGCGCUGCCUCGGCCCUGGGCUGCCGUUCCCUGCCCCCCGACGCCGACGGGCUGCUGGCUCCUGGAAGCCGGCGGCUCCGGCCCUCUCAGAGCCUCUACUGCAUGCCCUCCCCCCCCGAGCCCAGCCCAGCCCAAAGGCCCACAGACGGCGCCUCCGCCAGCGCCCCCAUCCCCCCACCCCACCCCGGCAACCCGGACAGAGGGGCAGACGGCAGCCCCACGGGGCCUCCCUCACCCCUGGCGGACACUUCAUCCGACCUGCCGGGCAACGACAGCUCCUUCGGGGACCUGGAACAGUUCUUGGCUACUCCUGAGAGAAGGGGCCGGGGCCCUGGGGGGCAGCCUGAGCCCCAGCCCCCAGGGGUGAGGAAGGAGCCGUUGCUGGAGCAGCUGAAGGGCACCGUGCAGGACAUACACGACGCCAUCGACAGGCUGCUCUCGCUGACCCUCCUGGCUUUUGAAGGCCUGAACACGGCCGCCUCCAAAGACCGCUGCUUGGCCUGCAUCGAGGAGCCCUUCUUCUCCCCGCUGUGGCCCCUGCUGCUGGCCGUGUACAGGAGCGUUCACCGCCUGCGGGAGGCCGCCCUGAGCAGGAGCAUGGAGCUGUACGGGAACGCGCCCCCGGCGGCCGUCGGCGUCCCCACCAAGCUCCUCCCCCGGGACCCCGAGGCCACGGCGGGCGGCGCCUACCCCUACUGUGCUGCCGCCCAGGAGCUAGGGCUGCUGGUCCUGGAGAGCUGCCCCCAGAAGAAGCUGGAGUGCAUUGUGCGGGCCCUGCGGGUCACCUGUGCCUGCGCGGAGGACUACUCCCGGGCUCGCGAGGCUGCGCCCCAGCCGGGCAUCGCCGCCAUUGGCGCCGACGACCUGCUGCCCAUCCUGUCCUUUGUGGCGCUGAGGAGUGGCCUCCCCCAGCUGGUGUCGGAGUGUGCAGCCCUGGAGGAGUUCAUCCACGAGAGGUACCUGAUCGGAGAGGAGGGUUACUGCCUGACGUCACUGCAGAGCGCCCUGAGCUACGUGGAGCUGCUGCCCCGGCGGGCCCUGGGCAAGUAGCAGAGGACGGGCUGGCCAAGGACUGGCCCAGAGGCACCUGCAUGGGGCGGUGGGCUGGCCGAGGUGGGGCUCUCGCCCCCGCCUGACAUCAGCCCCUAGGGCUCAAGGAGGCCCCUCUGCUCCGGAUAGGAUGGGGCUGACCCGAGUCAGCUCCCAGGAACCAGGCCCUUCUCUUUCCUGUCCCCACCUGUGAGAGGCCCCGUGCAGGGAAACUGGGCGCCCCUGGGGCCUGCACACUCCAACGGCUCAGUCCGCUGACACCCUGCAGGCCCCGCAAGCCCAAGGACAGAGGGGCCAUGGGCCUGACCGAGGGCAGGUCUGCUUCUCUCCCUUCCCGUCCCCCGUGACACGCGGAGCUCCCUGAACCAGGUUCUUGUCUGAGUCGAGAAGAGAGCCUGUCACCCCACAAGAGGCCUGGGGCCCAGGGGGGUUUAGACUGUGCUGUUUAUUGGUCACUGAUCACUCUGUCCUGAAGACCCAGGUGUCCCCAGGGCACCUGCCCAUGUGUGGGAGCUCUGAGCCACACUCCCACCCUUGGCAAUGGGCACGGACAUCCUGAGACCGCUGGCGAAUCCCCACGCCCACUCGGCCACUUCAGGGUCGGUGUGAACCCAAGGGUCGGCGCCUGCCAGGAGCCCCACCACCUGCCCACCCUGACUGUUACAGGCCCCUGGGCAACCACUGACCCAGCUGGAAAUAAAGAGGUCACUGGUGUCUCCGUCAGCACGGCUCACCUGCUCCCCGUCCCACUGGCCGGGCGGAGGCCUGGGCAGCACAGCCACUCCCAGCCAACCAGCCAGAGCCAGAGGGUCCCAGAGGCCCCUGGGGCCAUCGCCAAGCCCAGCCCACCUCCCAGACCUCUGCCCAGGAGUGGGAUCCGUGGGGCUGCUCCUUCUAGCACUGGACACACUCUGGGGGGCCUAGCAGGUUGGCAGGGUCAGAGGUCAUCACUAGGCAGGAUCUGAGCCCGGACCACUCCUCCCGAAGGGUUCCCAGGAGUCAUGUUGUUCUCCAGGUGGGGAACACAUGCAGGUGGCCCGGCCCCAGCCCCAGGCAGCAUCUGUCACCAUGGCAGAAAGUGGUGUGGGAGCAGCGUGUGGGUCCCUGGGGAAGGCCCAGCUGGACCUGACUGUGUGUUCUGUGCACGCAGUGUCCCAAGGCUGUGCGGGAACCUCAUGAGGAAAGUGAGGCACAGAAGGGGAAACGCCUUCUCCAGGCCACAGCUCCCGGUGGCAGAGCUCUCUUCGAGCCCAGCACGUUGACUCCGGAGGCCAGAGGGGGCCGGGGACGUGACCCCAAGGGAAGGCCAACCCGAGUUCCGGGGGCAGCUGCCUCUUUCGGGAGCCUUUGUGGGCAGGGAUCCCCUGCCCACCAGCACCCCAGGAACGACAGGCAGGCACCCGCCUGCUCACCCUGCCCUGCCCUCAAAGCUCUCAGUCCCUGAGUCCCUGCCCUCUCCAAAGGAAGCCCCCCAGUCCUGGACACGAGGCCCAGCCAGCCAUGAAGCCUGGGGAGGAUGACCCCCUGCUCCAGGCCUUGGCAGUCUCAAGGAUGGGAUUUUAAGCCCCUUUUCAUAGAGCAGGUGGACGAUGGAGCGAAGCCUGACCGUGGGCGCUCCUGCUGGCUUUGGGGAGCUCUCUGGAGGCGCUGAUCAGACGGCCUUCCUGCUGCUGGCUCUGGGCCAGUCCUUCAGCCUCUCCCAGCCUACAGCCUUUCGUAAGACGGUGAGUGAUGGAUUCUUCACACAGAAAAUCCUCCAGAUCAACACGAAAAAAGCAGGAGCCCCAGUCAGGAAAAUAGCAAAGGCUGUGAACAGGCUGUCUUCAGAAGAACUUUAAAAAGCUCAUCAGCAUAAGAAGAGGUGUUUAAAGUCAUUUUUAAAAUCAAGAAAUGCAAAUUAAAACACUUACAAGACAGACCUUCCCUUGCGCUGAACUGGUGAAGAUGAGAAAGCUGGAUGAGGAGGAGAGGGGUGUUGCCUGGGAGACUGGACUCAGCCGCGCAGUGUGCUGGGCGGUGGUCCAGGGAGCUGCGGUCCUGGCCAAGGUAGGUAUUAACUGACCCUGCCACCCAUCUGCUCCGCCCGGCUAUAGCCCAGGGUCACAGAAGGACCCCUACGCAGCUGGCGCUGAGGCAGUGUGGCAUCCGCCCCCCUGCUGUGUAACAAGCCAGCCCACUCACUGGCUUAAACAUGCGACAGCCAUUUGCUUUGCUUGUGAAACUCCCACCUCGGCAGGGUUCAGUGGGGACAUCUUGUCUCUGCCCCACCUGCAGCAUCAGCUAAGUCAGCUUCCAAGUUGGGGUGACCCAAGAUCGAGGGGUUGGAGUCAUCUGGAGAUUGGUCUACACGUCUGCUAUCAGCGAGGGCCUCGGCUGUGGGAACAGCCGUGGCGUGGGAGGCCUGCAUUCGUUUCCUGUAACUAGCUACUGGGGAGCUUAAAACAACAAAAAUUUACUCCCAAAGUCCUGAAGUCUGAAGUCAAGGCGUCCACAGGGCCGUGGCCCAGCAGAGUGCUAGACGAGAACCCUUUCCUGCCUCGUCCAGCUCCGGGGGCUUCUGCAGUCUCUGCCUGUAGCUGCAAGCCUCUGCAUCCAUCAUAUGCCUCCUCCCGAAGUACGUAACCUUGCUCCUUACAAAGACGUCAUUCUGACAGGGGUUAGGGUCCACCCUAAUCCAGUCUGACUUAGUCUUAACUUGAUUAUAGCUCCAAAGAUCCUAUUUCCAAAUAUGUUCACAUUCCCGGGUUCCAUGGAGUUUGGACAUUAUUCAGCCUUCAUUAUUCGGCCCCUUCAUGCAGCUGCUUUCCUCCCAGUAUGUGGCUAGGUCCCAAGAUUGAGCGUCUCAAGACAGCAAGGCAGUUUUAUGACUUAAUCUGGAAAGCCAUGCAACGUCACUUCCAUUCAACGGGUCUUCUAUGGGACUACUCCUCUAAGGGAGGACGGUGCAAAGACCUGCUCAGGUUCGAGUGGCACACUGAGACAGAGCCAUGCUCCCUGGAGUAGCACACAACAGUUAACAGCAAACACCUGGGGCCACGCAAACAGCACUCAGAGCAGGAGCGGAGAAGCAGGGCUGGAUACAGAGCAGAACGUCGGAUCCGGUGCCUGGAAGCGACUCUGACCUAGGCAGAAAAGCGCCUUCACGCCGCCUCAAAGAGGCCCGGGUUGCUGAUUUGUUGGGGUUUUUUGGUGGGGGGAGGAGGGUGCGGCGCCCCCAGCAGUGGGAGCGCGGAGUCCUAACGACUGGACCGCCAGGAAAGUCUCCUGAGGUUGCAGUUUUAAAUGACGCUGAAACGCCCGGCCGGCUUCCACCUGGAGCACUGGCCCCGCCAGAGGGCGGCUCGACCCCUCCCUCCCUCCCGUAUCUGGUCAAUCCCGUUAGGCAACGAGAAGGGUCCUGUCCCUGUUGGGGUAGCCCCGCCCCCAGGAGAUUGCCCCGCCUCGCGUCCGGUCCCCGCUCCCGGCAGGCGCACGAAGAGCCACGGUACCUGCUUCCUCGGCACCCUGGCGCUCCCGAGGGUCCAGCUUAGGAGGUCGGCGCCCGCCUCGGUGGGAGCGUCCGCGGUGUGCCCCCUGUCCUUGGCUCCGCAGUCUGUGGAGGUUCGUGCUCCCGGGCCCUCACCAGGCCCCGCCCCGUCCGCGUUGGCGGAGGGGGCGGUGCCCGAAGAGACCCCGCCCCUAACGUCACGGCCGAGGGGUGGAGCCGGCCCGACGGAAGCGAGGUGCUGCUGGAGAGGCCCGAACAGAGCAGCGGGCGCUCGGGGACUGCUGGUGAGAGACAGCAUGGGCAGCAGCUCGCUGUCCGAGGACUACCGUCUGUGCCUGGAGCGCGAACUUAGGCACGGCCGCGCGGGCGUGUGCGGGGACCCAUCGCUACGCGCCGUGCUCUGGCACAUCCUGGUGGAAGACUUCGACCUGCAUGGGGCGCUGCAGGAUGACGCGCUGGCACUACUCACCGAUGGUCUGUGGGGCCGCGCCGACCUGGCCCCUGCGCUACGCGGCCUGGCCCGCGCCUUCGAGCUGCUGGAGUUAGCCGCCGUGCACCUGUAUCUGCUGCCUUGGAGGAAAGAGUUCACCACCAUCAAGACUUUCUCAGGGGGCUACGUGCACGUGCUGAAGGGCGCACUCUCGGAGGACCUCCUCAUCCAGAGCUUCCAGAAGAUGGGCUAUGUGCGCAGGGACGACCACCGCCUUAUGGUGGCUGCCCUGCCCCCCGCCCGCCAGCUUGUGCAGGUGGCCCUGGGCUGCUUUGCCCUGCGGCUGGAGUGUGAGAUCCUGGGCGAGGUGCUGGCGCAGCUGGGCACCAGCAUGCUGCCAGCCGAGGAGCUGCUGCAGGCACGGCGGGCCAGCGCGGAUGUGGCCUCCUGCGUGGCCUGGCUGCAGCAGCGACUAGCCCGCGAAGAAGAGCCGCCACCUGUUCCCCCCCGUGGCUCCCCGGCCCGGUGCCAGGCCCGGCUGGACCUGUACCGGGACCUGCAGGAGGAUGAGGGCUCAGAUGAGACCAGCCUAUACGGGGGACCCUCGCCAGGCCCCGACUCACCCCCCUCGGAGCUAGCCUGCCAGCCUCUGUUCUGGGAGCAGAGCGCCAGACUGUGGGGCGUGGGGGGCGGGGCCUGGGAGGCUGAGGCCAGCAGCCCGGCCUCGGAGGAGGAGCCCGAGGCCGAGGCCUUCUCCCUCCUCUCACUGCGCCAAGAGCUGCUCAGUCGGCCCGGAGACCUGGCCGCCCCCCAAGCCCCUGGAGCCCCUGAGCAGGCCAGCCCCCCACGAGUCCCCGAGCCCCCCGGCUACCAGACACACAGCUGCCUGGGCCCUGGCGCCCUCCCCACCCUCUGCUGUGACACGUGUCGCCAGCUGCACACUUCCCACUGUGCCACCCUGGCCACCUGCCGCCCGGGCCACCCUUUGCGCGCCCUGCACGGAAACCACCAGCGGCGCCUGUGGCUGCAGCGAGCCCAGGUGGACACCUUGCUCUACGAUGCCCCUAGGCCCGCCUGGCCCUAGGCCCAGGGCUUUCUGGAGACAUGUUCCGUGGUGCUUUUCUGGGCCUCAUCCCUCCUCAGACCCGGGCCACUGGCCACCCUGCCCCUCCUGCCCCCCAGGGGUGCUGAGCACAGUGGCAGGUCGGGGGGCAUGGAGACUCAACCCCGCUACGUGAGAGGUGGGGGCCGUCUUCCUCGGAAAGCUGCCGGCCCGCCCCCAGGGAGCACCCUCUCCCUCCUCUCCCACCCCUCCCCGGCCCCACCACUGGCCCCAGCGCCGCAGCUCCUGACCUGCUCCCUGCAAGUGCCCAAAGGGGUGCUCCACAGAGGAGUGUCCUUGGGGGCUCAGGUGACCUCAUGAGCCCCGGAGCUUUGCUAAGACCAUUCUAGGGGCUCUGCCAGGUGCAUGGCUGACCCGGCUGAGGGGACCUGGUCCCCCAUGGGUGUCACAGACCAGCACUGAAUGAGCUGAGUGCUGGCCUGAGACCAGCCCCAUGGGCUCCAGUCAGAGCUGGGCGGGGAAGCUGGACCCAAGGACAGAAGAGAAAUGAUCUAGUCUCCAGCCAGAGUGAGUGCCCAAGAGUUCCAGAGAACAGCAGGCGGGAGACGGGGAGCCACGGAGCCCGAGAGGCUGUCACCCCACUUCCGGGUGGAGCGUGGGGGCUUCUGAGCAAUCAGUACCCCAGCAGCCUCCCUGCUCCAUCUUCCUGCUGUCCGGCUUCGGCAGGCAGGGUGAGGGAUCUCCAAGGCUCCCACCCCAGAGCCCACCUGGGUCCCGUGGUGAAGAUGCACCAGCUGCCAGCCGCCAGCCCGCUCACAGGGCUGGAGGGGGUGGGUCUGCCCACCUGGGCCUGGGGUGGGGCCAGUCUUGUGUGUGGCCCCUCCCCCCACACCUGUCUGUCACGCGAAUCACAACCUCAAAGUACAUUAAAGGACGCUGGAUCCAG